Messenger RNA from Penicillium paradoxum, 1065 nucleotides. Its product is annotated as amidohydrolase family protein. Gene Ontology annotation, biological process: secondary metabolic process. Gene Ontology annotation, molecular function: hydrolase activity; carboxy-lyase activity. The transcript has 3 exons. Gene Ontology annotation, cellular component: cytoplasm. Bases 1 to 1065 code for a protein of 354 amino acids. Lineage: Eukaryota; Fungi; Ascomycota; Eurotiomycetes; Eurotiales; Aspergillaceae. The record is from RefSeq and is a predicted model, not a curated record.
AUGCCUUCGCUUUUGCAGAAGCUCCUACUGGGAGUUCCCCUGGCCUGUAUGGCUAGCGGUCAGGUUCUCACUGAUCCCCUUGACUCAAACUAUAAGAUCGAUGUUCACUCGCAUGUCGUUCCGGACAUCUAUAGGGAGGAGUUGAUCGCUGCAGGUUACCCAGUCAAGAAUGGCACUGUGUACACAGAUGGCUUCCCUGUUCCAGAGUGGUCACUGGAUUUGCACAUUAGUAACAUGGACAACCUCGGAGUCAAUUAUUCGACACUCAGUGUCAGCGCACCCGGCGUCUCCUUCGUCAAAGAGGCCGAAAAAGCCAAAACCUUGGCCCGCAACAUCAACCUUCUGCUUCACAACUACACUCAAACUCACCCCACUCGGCUUGGAGCCCUCUGCCUCCUCCCUCUCCCUUAUGUUGAUGAGGCUGUCGAGGAGUUGAAGUACUGCCUGGAUACCCUCGGGUUCAUUGGUGUGGGCUUGUACACCAACGCCAAUGGCACUUACUUGGGAGACUCCAGCCUUGAUCCUGUCUUCGAAGCCAUGGCCACACGCAAUGCCAGCGUGUUUGUCCACCCCUCCUCUCCCGAAUGCACAUCUGUCGCCGUGGGCCUGCCCAUCCCAAUGAGCGAGUAUCCUUUCGACACCGUGCGCGCCAUCGAGAACCUGCUAAUCUCAGGCCAACGUGCCAAAUACCCGGGCAUUAAGAUGAUCUUCUCCCACGGCGGUGGUGCCAUCCCCUUCCUGGCCUCCCGAAUUGCCGGCAUGGCCUCCCUUCCCUUCUUGGGCGGACUGUCCAUGCCCGAGAGCUUGGCGCAACUCGCCGGAUACUAUUUCGAUACCGCUAGCUCGACUUCUGCUAUUCAGCUGGCGGCUGUGAAGAGCUUUAUUGGCUCGGAACAGAUUGUGACUGGAACUGACUACCCCUAUGUUCCUUACUCGCAAGCCCUACCGCAAAUGAACGCGAUCGAGGGCAAUGGCGACUUUACCCCGGCGGAGAUGAGCAGCGUCAACCACCAGAAUGCCUUGGCAGUCUUCCCACUGAUUAGUGACGCUUUGGGGCUCAACUAA